Molecule: messenger RNA, 213 nt
Organism: Penicillium samsonianum
Lineage: Eukaryota; Fungi; Ascomycota; Eurotiomycetes; Eurotiales; Aspergillaceae
Exons: 1
Coding region: 1-213 (70 amino acids)
Source: RefSeq, a predicted model, not a curated record
AUGUCCUCCCAGCUACUCGUUUGCUCUACGGCUGGGUCGAGUAAUGAUUCAGGGUUGAGUGAAGUCUUGGAGGGAGGGGGGGGUCUUCGAUCGUUCACCAAUAAACGCCAAGUCCGCAGCAUUCAACGCAAUAUCGUGCUUUCCGGCCUGCGUGGGUCGAUGCAUGAUGACGAGGAAAUCGAGGAUCAAAGGCGCGCCCGUUCCGCCCUCUGA